GUUCGAUAAACAAAAUUUCGAAGCGAAUCGGUCGCGCCGUUGAUAGUUAAGGAUAUCGCGAUAGAUAGAACACAAGUACUUGAAGUACUCAUUCCGAUAACGUGACUCGGAUAGAUAAAUUGCAUGUGUUGACACGUCGUUCAAUGUUGCGUAUAUUCAGAAAAGAAUUGCUUCGAGUGAGGAACCUAACCUUCGUAGACAGAAAAUUGUCAACAAUACCGAGCGUCAUGUUAUGGCCCUCUCUAAAUUAUACAAUAUCGCAUUGGAUUGUACGAUAUAUUACGGUCUGAGGGGCAUCAACAAUUUGUCCAGCAAGAAGUCUGCGAAUUCUUUCUACCCGUUAAGGCGAUAUUGUUCACAGCGCGUUAUGAAGGUCCUCAAUGUUGCCGAGAAGCCGAACGCGGCUAAAACUAUCGCUGGCUAUUUGUCGCACGGUACCAGCAGAAAGAGGGAAGGUUUUUCCGUGUAUAACAAGAUCUUCGAAUUUAAUGUACAACUAUGGGGUCAAAACUGCCAAAUGAUGAUGACGUCCGUGACCGGCCACUUAUUAGGCUACGAAUUCACCGGAGCCUAUAGCAAGUGGCACAGCUGUCAUCCGUUAAGCUUGUUUGAUGCCCCGGUAUCUAAGCAGUGCUUAGAUGACAAUUACGUAAAGAUUAAGAGGACCUUAGAGCGAGAAAUACGAUUCUGUGACACAUUGAUUAUUUGGACAGAUUGUGACAGAGAGGGGGAGAACAUAGGCUUUGAGAUUAUUCAAGUCUGCCAAGCAGUCAAGCGUAAUAUCCGUGUACAUAGAGCAAAAUUCUCAGAAAUUACGAAACAGUCCGUCGAAAGAGCCCUGCAAACUUUGGGAGAACCAGAUAAAGCAAUGAGCGAUGCCGUAGAUGUAAGAAGCGAAUUAGAUUUACGAAUUGGUGCUGCGUUCACGAGAUUUCAGACCUUAAGGUUGCAAAAAGUAUUCCCCAAUACUCUUGGAGAUAUGCUCAUCAGUUACGGAAGCUGCCAGUUUCCAACACUUGGGUUUGUAGUCGAGAGGUUUCUAGCCAUCAGUCGGUUCAAAUCCGAGCCAUACUGGAAGCUAAGAGUGCUCGACGAACGCGAAGAUAUGUCUGUAGAAUUCAGAUGGGCCAGGGUAAGAUUGUUCGAGAAAAUACCUUGCCAGAUCUUUCUGGACAUGUGCCUGGAACAGCCGGAAGCUACGGUAGAGAAGGUAACGUGCAAACCGAAGAGCAAAUGGAGACCGCUACCCCUGGAUACUAUUGAAUUAGAGAAACAAGGCUCUCGUAAGUUGCGCAUAAACGCGAAGGAGACGAUGAGAAUCGCGGAGAGAUUGUACACCCAAGGUCUCAUCAGUUACCCACGGACGGAAACAAAUAUAUUCCCGAAGGAAUUGAAUCUGGCACCUUUGCUAGAGCAACAGGUAAACCAUCGGGAAUGGGGUGACUUUGCGCGAAAUUUACUGGACUCCGGAAUAACUCCCAGGCAAGGAAAGAAAAGCGAUGAAGCGCAUCCUCCUAUUCAUCCUACAAAAUAUGCCGACAAUUUGCAAGGAAACGAAGCGAAGGUCUACGAAUUUGUGGUUCGACAUUUUCUGGCUUGUCUGUCGAAGAACGCGGAGGGCCGGGAAACAACGGUGGAAAUCAAUAUAGCGGAAGAAAGAUUCACGGCUAAUGGUCUCGAAAUCAUAGCGAAGAAUUAUCUUGACGUGUAUGUAUACGAAAAAUGGAACAGCAAACAAAUUCACCCUUAUGAACAGAGACAAGUUUUCCGACCGACCACCAUCGAUAUGGUGGAAGAGAAGACUUCGGCGCCGAAUUUGUUAACCGAGGCCGAGUUGAUCGCACUGAUGGACAAGCACGGUAUCGGUACGGACGCUACUCACGCUGAACAUAUCGACACCAUCAAAUCCAGGCAAUAUGUGGGUUUAACGGACACUCAACAUUUCAUGCCGGGCAAAUUGGGGAUUGGUCUGGUCAUGGGUUACGACAAUAUGGGUUUCCAAAUGUCCAAGCCGCAUUUGCGCGCGGAGUUAGAAAAAGAUUUACAGCUGAUAUGCCAGCGUCAAAAAGACCCGAAUGAAGUGUUACAAAAUCAAGUUAAUAAAUAUCGCGAAGUAUUCAAAGUGGCGAUAGAACGCGCUAAACUGAUAGACGACUCUUUAGCACACUAUCUCGACGAGAGACCUAUCCAAGCUGAGCAAGCACUGGUUGCUCAAGAGAGUGACGUCGCUGUAUUCAAGUGUCCAAAAUGCGGCUCUAACAUGGUUCUAAGAGAGAGACGACAAGGCAGAGGAAAAUAUAUCAGUUGCAUGGGAACGUGCACCAACGUGAUCUGGUUCCCAGAAACUGUAGAAGAUGUGGAGGUUUUGAACGAAAUAUGCAAUCAGUGUACAGAAAAUAUACGCAAAUUAAAAUUCAAAUUAGUCAGGACUAUGGUACCCUUGUACGGUACCGCUUACACAACUUGUAUAGGCUGUGAUACCGAAUUCAGAGAAAUGUCGGACAUCAGGGAGGAUUGCAUUAAACAAACUGGAGAGAGAAGAGCGAAUUAUACUGGUCACAGUAAUACGAGGGAUACAGGAUACAGCUCCAUUUCUACCUCAAGUACAGCCCAAUCGCGAAGUAUUCAACAACAGUCCGUUUCUAGUAGUAGAGGAAGUACUGUUCGAAGUAACAACAAUGUUGGCUUGAUCGGAAUUUCUGGCACAUCUGAAAGCCGUACACAAAACCAACAUUCUAAUGUUUCUCAGCUGAAUAGAUCAAAUAGGCCGAAUACCGAUAGAAGUACAACGUCGAACAAUAGAGAAAACCAUAAUUCUUGGGGAAUUAAUUCGGGUGAUUUCAAUAGUUCGUUGAACAGAUCAAAUCCAUAUGCGGCCAGAAAUACUCCCAACACGAAUCGUAUAACCAAUACGUGGGGUAACAUUGACAAUAGUUCUGAGAUUAUGUGUCAAUGUCACGAGCUUGCGAUCCAGUUAACAGUUAGAAAAGAGGGACCAAAUAAAGGACGUUUAUUUUACAAAUGCGCUAAACCGCAAGGUAGAGGUUGCAAUUUUUUCUUGUGGGCAACCCCGAACCCCGAACCUGAAGAUAACGCAGCGAACGAACAUUCAAGUUGGGUAUCUAAUCUGAACAGAAACAAUGAUGGUGCUGGCAACGUCUCUCGCGUUGGCACUUCUAAUAACGAUUGGGGAAGCUCAUCCACGAACGAUGUUAUAUGCCAGUGUGAUCAGCCCGCUCGAAAGCUGACGGUUCAUAAGGACGGCCCCAAUAAAGGACGGCAGUUUUACGGAUGUCCCAAAGGUAUGAACUCCACCUGUAAGUUCUUCAAGUGGGCAGACGAGGAUGACGCCGGUAGUCACGAGAACACGGACUGGAGCAAUUCCACUGCGAGAGGAAGAGGGAAUACAGCACGAAGCAGAAUGCCUCAAAAAGGCGGUGCCCCCAAAAGGCCUAGACUUACCGGGGGCAAGAGAAAGUGCGGAAAUUGCGGAAUGGAAGGUCAUACGAGGAACAAAUGUCCAUCAAGUGGGAACUGACAAGCGAAUUUUUACAGUAUUGUAAAUAAUGUACAGUUUGUAACGAUUAAAGUUGUAAAAAGCUUAAGUAGAACUGAAUAGUGUCAAAUAUGACUUUUAUCUGUAAAAUUCAACUUCUGCCUCAUUGAAGUGAAAACUUUCAUAAGUUUUAAGAUGGUUAAAGGUGGUUCGAUAAAGUUUUAUAGUUACUGUGUAUGUCCUCGACGCAAUUAACAAUGUUUAAUAUAUUAAACGACAACUCGUUUGUUGUGAGAAAAAUUA
This is a messenger RNA of Temnothorax curvispinosus, 3799 nucleotides long. RefSeq names its product DNA topoisomerase 3-alpha-like (gene Top3alpha). The transcript is spliced from 11 exons. The coding region runs from base 233 to 3538 and encodes 1101 amino acids. Gene Ontology annotation, biological process: DNA topological change. Gene Ontology annotation, molecular function: DNA binding; DNA topoisomerase type I (single strand cut, ATP-independent) activity; zinc ion binding. Lineage: Eukaryota; Metazoa; Arthropoda; Insecta; Hymenoptera; Formicidae. Gene Ontology annotation, cellular component: nucleus. The record is from RefSeq and is a predicted model, not a curated record.